Nomia melanderi (Alkali bee) is the source of this 3231-nucleotide messenger RNA. It is a transcript of the gene Teh2, whose product is annotated as tipE homolog 2 phospholipid transfer protein. The record is from RefSeq and is a predicted model, not a curated record. Gene Ontology annotation, biological process: regulation of sodium ion transport. Gene Ontology annotation, molecular function: sodium channel regulator activity. Gene Ontology annotation, cellular component: plasma membrane. Lineage: Eukaryota; Metazoa; Arthropoda; Insecta; Hymenoptera; Halictidae.
UUCCGACGAGUCGACGGUGAUCAUGGGUGCCCAGGAAGAGGAUACCAAGUCCAGUACCAUGGGUGGGGUGCUUCCUGUGGUGGAGGUCGCAUCUCUGGUCGAGAAGGCUAAGUUCUACACCUCCCUCUGCCUGGGCACCACAGCAAUCCUCGCCGUUUUCGCCUUCCUCUUUUUGAUACCAUUCGUUGUCGAGCCAGCGAUAUCGACGAUCCUGGCUGACUUCUCUCCUCACGCAGUGGCCUGCAUCGUCACCGAUCACGUCUACGCCGAGGGACUCAAGAACUGCUCUUGGGCGAGCUGCAGGGAAGGUUGUACCAGUGCCGCCCUGCGUUGUCACCAAAUCAGGGUAAACUACACGAGGCUAUCGUUCGAGGAAUUCAUGGCGAAGCCGCUCGGUUCCAUUCCCUGGGAUGUGCCAGACACGAAAUUCUUCGUGAACACGGAAGGCUGCGGCUAUCCGCCACGAGUGAACUGUUCCGAUUUUGCAAAGAAAUACGGAUAUUCGAACAUAGGGAAGAUAUUCCCCUGUUAUUACAGCAGAACACACCCCGAGACUGUCGUCGCGAGGUAUUCUUGGGAUGAGAAUUUAAGGCAUCUGGUACUAGCUUUAGUGGUGCCCAUAGUUCUAUUUGUGGUGUCUCUCGGUGUAUUGUGCUAUUGGUACUGUCCGCCAAUGGGCAAGACUUGCGGUGGACCAGGCCGCAAUCUCAUUGACAAGUACGCUAGGAAGGAAGAGUAAGUAACGUCAUCCUGGGAGAGGACGAGUUCGAGGAAGACGAGGAAGAAUACUGACUGCUACCAAGGGCUCACCCCCCCGCGCGGGAGUGACGCCGAAGAAACUACUGAAAGUCUCCAGCGUAUUUUACGUUUUAAACUUAAGCGAUCGUUCAGAAGCAAUAGCAUCGUUAAGGAAAUUACAUCAACGAACAUAAAUUUCGCUACACCGACAUUAUUUCGAAUUCAAUUUAUUCCAAAUAAUAAUGUUAAACCGACGGAAUUUAUUCACGGGCUUAAUGAAUUGCUUUACGCCGACAAGAGAACGGUCGUCACGCCAUGUUUGCUGUUCCAGAGGACGGCUUUACGAUCACCAAGUUUUUUCGAUUAUUCGCAAAAUUGCAAUAAAUUCAGGGCAAUAUUGUGUCCUUAAUACACGAUACAACCUUUUUCUCGAAAGAAUUCCUGCGAGAAUAUUUACAAACGUAAGCGAUUAAAAGCUUAACCCGUCGUGAGAUCGAAGCGUUCGAGGCGAUAAUGGCGCCCUCACAAAAUGGCGGGCGCCGAAAGUGCUAACCGUAAGCUUCUCAAAGUACUCUUACACGCUCGUACAAAUUAUAACCAGAUGUCUGCGAUAUUUUUACACCGCGCAACAUGGAACCAAGAAACAGAUAAUCUCGUACGACGAUUUCAAUCGUAUUUUUUCCUGUUCUUUUUUAAACGAAACGAAGAUGGCGCGUACCCGCGAGAUUUUUAUACGGAACGCAAUAAAACGUUUAGCGGAUUCGUGGAUCUAACGAGGUGAAGCGGGCCGGCCGGUUUUUUCUGCGGGGAAGCUCGAUCAUCUACCAGUAUUUCGAACGUGGUUCAGUUUGUACGAUGAAAAGUAAAGGUGCGCCUUCCUAAAACGUGAUAAACUUUAAGCGUAAGGAAUCGAUGUUCGUCGGGUGGCACGUUUUAACGCAGCAUUCGUUCGUAAUAGAAUAAGCGGAUCAGCUCGUGUUAUCAUGUUCGUAAGUCAUGUUUACUCAGACUCGGACAAGUCGGCACUUAAGUGGCGAGUAGAAGAAAAUUGCAAAGGAAAAAUGGAUAAUAGGAGAAAAUUAUAUGUAUGUUUCAUUCCGAUGAAACAGUUAAUCGAUAUCUCGAUGUAGCUUUUGGAAUUGUAUUUCUUGAAAAUUUGAUGAAAUUCGUCUGAAUGUAUUCAUCAUUCGAUCGAUUGUUUCACCGAGGUCUGCGUAUAUAUCCGCUGUCAACGAAGAAUCGAUGGAAACAGGCUGAGGUUGUACAAGGUGUUUCAUAAUGUCAGCGACGUUUUUGCAGCGUCUGCAAUCUACCGAUUAAUAUUUAUCUGUUCAGUAACUCAAAAAUUUAUUUUAUUCUAUUUUUUUGUCAUGAAUACGUGUAACGGAAUAGCAUGACAAAAAUAAUUAAUGACAGAAUAGAAAAUUUAUCUGAUAUUACACAGUACUUUAGUUUAACUAUGGUUGAAAAAAGCUACGGUUUAAGUAUUUAUUCUACAGAAACAAUAAUUUUGUACGUGUUAGAGAAAUGUAUCUUUGAAUGCAUCCCUGAUAAUAUACCAAUAUGGUAAUAGGUGCGAAUCACUGAUAAAUUAUUUAUUAUGGAACACUCUGUACACGGCAGCAGCAGUCGAUUUAUCGAGCGUUCUGAAAGGAAUAAUCAAACUCCCACGAAGGCUCGUGUCAUACGAAUUUAGAUAAUUUUAAUUUCUCGUUUGCUUAGAUGUAACUGCAGGCACAGAUCAAAAGUAGCUCUAAACGUUACUUUUGCAAUAAGUUCUAAAACAAAAUGUGACUUAGAAAUUUGAAUUUCGAAAUUCAUAGCUUUCGAUCAUGCAGCGACGUAGUUUUACAAUCGUGAUUUAUAAUUUUGAAAAUGUGACGCGAUCGCCUUCAAGGAUCUGUCUUCGCACCAAAGAAAAAGAAAACUCAUAGGUUAAGUCUAGGCUAUAAGUUAAGUCUGUGAAUAUUAUUCGAUGAAUUAAUCAACAGAGAUUAAUAUAAAGAGUUAUUACCAGUUUUUUACGCGGACGCCAAUCGCGUCGUGGCCCUAGUUAGACGAAAUAUUCGCGUGGUGCGCAGGUGCACGGAUGCACGCGUCUUGUGUAUGUAGUUUACAGCUGUAGAAGUCAGUAUUUCAGUUCCGUUUUUCGAAGGGACAAGCGAUCUGUUCCAUAAGCUACGAAACAACGUGACCUAGCGACCAUUUAGAAAUUAAGUAGGCAGAAUUUCCUUAUUGCACAAGAAUCUUACGAGUAGUACGCAUCUUGUAAUAUACAUAAUUUCUCUGCUGUACAGGCUGUUCCACAAAAUAGGCUCAUACAGUCAAAACUAAUAUUGAUGAACUUAUAUUAAUACUUUCUUUUAACUUUCUUGAUUCAUAUUUUUACUAGUUCUUUCUUAAUCGAGAUAAAAUAGCGCUGCCAAAUAAAUAGACAAAUCUAUAAUUGAAAGCAUAGUUACAUGAUUUAAUCAUAUAUUGUAUGCAUUAGAU